ACCUCUUCUAUCUUCCUUUUACCAAAUCCGCCAUUAUCACCACAGAAGGAAAGAGAGAGAACUUACCAAUCAAAUCCUUCUGCUAUAUAAAAACCCUAGAUUCCUUCUCUAAAACCCACAUCGAAUCUCACCCAAAUACAACAAUGCUCCAACCUCUCUCUUCCUCCUCUGUUUUCUCCAGUUUCUUGGUUUAAGAAGGAAUCUUCGUUGUGUUGGGUUGGGGGGAAUCACAAAAGCAUCCAUUUUUCUUCUUGUCAUUGCUUGAUAUGGAACUGGGUAAAUCUCGAUUGUGCAAUUGCUUUACUCCUUGUAGAUUUUCCGAUUAUUCUUUAGCUGGAAGUGAUUAUCCAGACGCCAUGAAUUCGAAUUGUAUUCGCAAACCUUCUUCUUCUUUUGUUUCUUGUAUCGUCAUCGUCUCUGAAGAUUCUUCUUGUUUAUAAAUUUCUCUUCUCUUCAAAAUCUCGAUUCGAAGUUUUCAUCUUUCUCUGUUUCGUAUCUCUCUCUUUCCCCUCAAAGAAAAUACAAUGUUGUGUGGAUCAUCUUCGUUUCCUCUUUUGGGCUCUGCUUCAGCUAUGACUAUGGUGGCUGCUUCUUCACCAGCUUCCAGAUUUGUUGGAUUUGGUCAUCAUACUACUACUACUACUCUCAGGUAUGAUCAUGAUCAACGUCGUCGUCCUUGUUCUUGGACUGGAAUUGAAAAGAAGAUCCCUUUUCCUCGGAAUAGGAUUGCCUCAGCUUCUGCUUACCCUCGUUUUCUCAGUCAGCUUAAUAAAGACUCACCAAGACCCAAAACUUACCAAGAGGUCACUAAGUCAGCCAGACAAAUGUUUGCUCGAGAGAUCUCUAUCCAAUCGAAAGACAGUGAAAUUUCGAUUGCAAAGGUUCUGUUCUACAUUGCUGCUGAAGAUGAAGCCUUUAUGUCUUUUAACCGAGAGAGGGAUGCUCAGUCACUCAUGAACGAGAGGGAAAGUACCCAAGAUCAAUCUGAUCCGAGUGAGACAGAUGCUGAGGAGCUAUUGCAGUUAGAUGGAAAGUGUAUAUCCGACUGGUUGAGUGAAAUAGAUGCAAUUUCCAAAGACGUAGAGGCAGAAUUAGUCUCACGAGACAUCGGUUGCCACAUGGUACAAGUUCUUGAAGCUGUAAAUGUAGUUCUUUUCGAUUUGAGAGGCUUCAAGAGGACAUCUAUUACUUUAGACCCAGAACACUCCUACCUUCACUCUGUACUUAACUGUAGACGCAGCACUGCAUUUCUGAUUAGUGUAAUAUACAUUGAAGUUUGUAAGCGCCUCGAUGUGCCAAUUGUUGGAUCUCCAGUUGGGGAAGAUUUUCUGAUUUGGCCUAAAACGGAGUAUCCUGAAGAACUCUUUAAAGUAACUUCAGGACAGAGCUUGUUUUCUAUUGCCAAUGGAAGGUGCGUUGAUGAUCCUGGAUCAAUGGCAUCAGACUUAACUGCAAAAUCACUUCAAGACCUCGAUAUUGCAACAAACAGAGACAUUAUUGGGAUUGCUCUUGCCAACUUGAUUAGGCUUCACUGGAGACGUGCUACGAAGUCAUCCCCUGGACUAAUGCUGACUUCUCCUCUUAGUCAACUUAACAACAUCAGUAGUUCUAACUGCCCAUUGUUGCGGCCUCAAGACCUUAGGUUGGCUAUUGCGGCUGCGGAAAGGUUGUUGAUUCUGCAACCUCAUAACUGGGCACUUCGCAGAGACCUUGGUAUGAUGCUGUACUACGACAGGCAAUAUGGAGAGGCGGUACAAGAGCUGAGCAUAUGUAUGGCCUUUGCUCCUCCUGAAGAAGAAGCUGUGCUAAAAUCAUUUGUUGAGAGACUCCAUCUCCUUCGUCUAAUAUCUUCAUUGAAGCCUCUUGGCUCUGAUCGCUUGACCGUUCCAUGACUUCUCCAUCUCAUCCUCUUUGUUCCACUUGUAAAUACACUCUCUAUCUUUCUCUGUGUCUUUGUUGUGUUGGAAGAACCUUUGUAAGGAGAGACAUAGAACUUUGUUGUUGUAACUCUUACCUUUUCUAUGACCAGAUCUAAUGGAUUUUGGGGACUCCGACUAGAUUUUUAUA
Messenger RNA from Capsella rubella, 2067 nucleotides. RefSeq lists its product as uncharacterized. The transcript is spliced from 8 exons. The record is from RefSeq and is a predicted model, not a curated record. Lineage: Eukaryota; Viridiplantae; Streptophyta; Magnoliopsida; Brassicales; Brassicaceae. Gene Ontology annotation, molecular function: protein binding. The coding region runs from base 525 to 1892 and encodes 455 amino acids.